UCAUAGUUGAUCCCAAGCUGUUAAACUUUUAUAAGUAGGCAUCAACUCUUCACUGAGUUUCUCCUCAGUUGCAUACUUAAACUCUCCCUUACGGCAGUUUUGGAUAACUCUUACUUUCUCCCUACUCCAUGGCCUUUGGUCUAUCUUCCAUUUUUGUUAUCACGAUCUUUGCUAUCUCCUUUACGAACCUUGCAUCAGUGUCGUUGGUGCUCGCUAGAAAGCCAUGUCGAUUCCCUGCAAUAUUCAACUUUGGUGACUCAAACUCCGACACUGGAGGCUUGUCAGCAGCAUUUGGCCAAGCUCCUCCUCCCAAUGGGUUCUCUUACUUUGGCGCCCCCGCUGGCCGCUACACCGAUGGUCGCCUUUUGAUCGACUUCAUAGCCGAGAGCCUUGGGUUGCCAUAUCUAAGUGCAUUUCUUGACUCUGUGGGGACUAACUUUAGCCAUGGAGCUAACUUUGCCACUGCUGGAUCCACCAUUAGACCUCAAAACACAACUCUGCAACAAAGCGGGUUCAGCCCUAUCUCUUUGAACGUUCAAUUUUACGAGUUCAAUGAUUUCCAUGCAAGGACACAAGUUGUACGUAAAAGAGGUGGAGUUUUUGAAAUCUUAAUGCCAAAGAAAGAACACUUCUCAAAUGCCUUAUACACCUUUGACAUCGGCCAAAAUGAUCUCACUGCGGGUUACUUCUCAAACAUGUCUACUGAUGACGUUAAAGCCUAUGUUCCCGAUGUGCUUAAUCAGUUCCAGACUAUAAUUCAGUAUAUAUAUAACCAAGGAGGGAGAUACUUUUGGAUACACAAUACAGGUCCUGUUGGGUGUUUACCAUAUGUAAUGGAGCGUAUCCCGGUCUUAGCAGGUCAAAUUGAUGACUAUGGAUGCGCCUCUCCAUUCAAUGAAGUUGCUCAGUUUUUCAACCGUGGAUUGAAAAAGAUUGUGGAACAGUUACGCAAAAAUUUGCCCCAUGCUGCAAUCACUUACGUUGAUGUCUACUCAGUGAAAUACUCCCUAAUUAGCCAAGGAAGAAAGCAUGGGUUCAAGCACCCUCUUAGAACAUGCUGUGGCCAUGGUGGGAAGUACAAUUAUAACAAGAACUUGGGGUGUGGAGCAAAGGUUAACAAACAUGGGAAAGAAGUGUUGGUGGGAGCUCCUUGCAAAGAUCCUUGGACUUACGUAAACUGGGACGGGGUUCAUUUCACUGAAGCUGCUAAUAAGUACAUAUUUGAACGUAUUGUUGAUGGUUCACUUUCAGACCCUCCAACGCCAUUAAACAUGGCUUGCUAUAGGAAUUAAGCUAGGAAGGGGAACGCAAGUCUUUUUAGAUUUUUAGUUGUCUAUUUUUGUUCGUUUUUUAAUGGAUUAAGCAAGUUCUAUGUCAUUCUUAAGUUGGGAUCUCUUUAGUUUGAUUAUGGAUUAUAAUUUUAUCUUUAAAUUAAAAUUUAAUUAGGUUUUUUU
Molecule: messenger RNA, 1454 nt
Organism: Gossypium raimondii (Peruvian cotton)
Lineage: Eukaryota; Viridiplantae; Streptophyta; Magnoliopsida; Malvales; Malvaceae
Product: GDSL esterase/lipase At3g26430
Exons: 5
Coding region: 129-1292 (387 amino acids)
Molecular function (GO): hydrolase activity, acting on ester bonds
Source: RefSeq, a predicted model, not a curated record